This is a messenger RNA of Erigeron canadensis, 1439 nucleotides long. Its product is annotated as lanC-like protein GCR2. Lineage: Eukaryota; Viridiplantae; Streptophyta; Magnoliopsida; Asterales; Asteraceae. The coding region runs from base 92 to 1300 and encodes 402 amino acids. The record is from RefSeq and is a predicted model, not a curated record. The transcript has 6 exons. Gene Ontology annotation, biological process: carbohydrate metabolic process; peptide modification. Gene Ontology annotation, cellular component: plasma membrane.
AGUACCAAAAACAAAACGGUGCAUAAUUAGGAAAAGCUUGUCGCUUUAAAAUCCAAAGAAAAACAUACUGGUAUCAUCAAUCAAAACCCACAUGGCAGAAUCUGGUUUCUUCCCCAAUGAAUUCAACAAAGAACAGGACCCAUCGUCACCGGAAACCGCCACAGCAAACCACCUUCUAUCUCUUCCGUACAGCUCCUUUUCUGACAGACUCAAGAUAACAGCUUUACACCUCAAAGAAACUAUUGUGAAGGAGACAUGGGGAAGCAGUGGGAAACAUUUGAAAGAUUAUACAAUGUAUACAGGUGCCCUUGGAACAGCUUUCUUGGUUUUUAAAGCUUACCAAGUUACUCACAAUAAGAAUGAUCUUAAGUUGUGUAAAGAUAUUCUUAAAGCUUGUGAUUCUGCUUCUUUUGGAGACAGACAUGUGACGUUCAUCUGUGGGCAGGCUGGUGUAUCUGCUCUUGGUGCUGUUGUGGCUAAACAAAGCAAUGAUGAUAAUUUAUGUGAUCACUAUCUAAAAAGAUUUAGAGAGAUUAAGCUUCCUAAAGAUCUACCAAAUGAACUAUUGUAUGGUAGAGCAGGUUACUUAUGGGCAUGCUUGUUCUUAAACAAGAAUCUUGGUGAGAAAACAAUUUCGUCUGCCCUCAUGAGAACAGUUACAGUUGAAAUUGUAAAGGCUGGUAGAAAGAUGUCUACAAGGGAAUGUCCAUUAAUGUAUGAGUGGCAUGGUAAAAGGUAUUGGGGAGGUGCCCAUGGACUUGCUGGGAUAAUGAAUGUAUUAAUGGAUUUGGCGUUAACUGAAGACGAGUUGGAGGAUGUGAAGGGUACACUAUUUUACAUGAUUAAAAAUCGGUUCCCGAGUGGAAAUUAUCCUUCCAGUGAAGGUAGAGAAUCAGACCGGCUUGUGCAUUGGUGUCAUGGUGCUCCUGGUGUUGCUCUUACACUUGCAAAAGCAGCCAAGGUUUUUGGAGAUGACGAAUUUCACAAGGCAGCAGUAGAUGCAGGGGAGGUGGUGUGGGAACGCGGUUUACUUAAACGAGUUGGGAUCUGUCAUGGAAUAAGUGGGAACGCAUAUGUUUUUCUUUCCCUUUAUCGUCUAACUGGUGACGUGAAGUUCUUAUAUAGAGCUAAAGCUUUUGCCAGUUUCCUCCAUGAAAAUGCUCUAAUGCUUAUAUCAGAAGGAACAAUGCAUGGAGGUGACCGCCCCUUUUCCCUAUUUGAAGGCAUUGGAGGAAUGGCAUAUCUUUUCCUAGACAUGAUAGAUCCAUCGGAGGCUAGGUUCCCUGCUUACGAGAUUUGAAUAUCUGUUAGCGUUUUGGUUCCUCAAGUGGUAUGUAACUUUGUAUAUUUGUAUUUUAUAAUUUGUGUCACUUCUCUGACUCCCGUGAAGCUUGUAAUAUCAUCUAUGGCAUGCGUAUGUAGCUAGUUAAUCUUGUUUA